Brachypodium distachyon (stiff brome) is the source of this 1233-nucleotide messenger RNA. RefSeq lists its product as uncharacterized. Bases 321 to 875 code for a protein of 184 amino acids. The record is from RefSeq and is a predicted model, not a curated record. The transcript is spliced from 5 exons. Lineage: Eukaryota; Viridiplantae; Streptophyta; Magnoliopsida; Poales; Poaceae.
AUGAUGCAAAGGUGAAAGGCCGCGUGUAGCUUCCAUCCGUCGGAGUUUAGUUCCAGUUCCAGCCUUUGAGUUCUACGGAGAAGUACUGUCAAAUCCUAAUUCGGAUUAGAAUUCACCGGAAAUAACUUGAACUGAAACUCCUGCCGUGUCCUUUUGUUCCUCUCACAGCCGCGCGGAUCCCCGUGCUGCCAACCCCGCGAUUCCGUGCCCGCGCUCCUCCUACCGAUCGGUGGACUCCGCGAACUCGUACCCUGAUCUUCCGUUCGAAGUCUCAGAUCGCCCAUCGCCUAGUCGAAUCCUAGCUCGCCUGCUCCACCACCAUGGCCUUCUCCUCUUUCACAUGGCCGUUCCGCCGCCGCAGCAGCGGCACCGGCGCCGCUGCAGGCCCAAGCAAACCCCCCGCAGCCGCCGGCAAGGGGAAGGAAAAGGAGGAGGAGGAGGAGGCGGAGGCGCACGGCGUGACGCCGCAGCUCCUCGACUUCCUCCGGACGCUCUCCCCGGACGCCUUCAAGUCAUCCGCCCUCCAGCUCCAAGGAGCCUCCGCGGAGGCGGCGGCGGCGGCCGAGCUCACGGACUGGCAGCAGCGGCACGCCGUCCUCGUGCUCGCCAAAGCCAAGGAACUCGCCAAGAUCCGGUACGAUCUGUGCCCGCGCCACAUGAAGGACAAGCAGUUCUGGAGGGUAUACUUCCUGCUCGCCAAGAGCUACAUCUUACCGUACGAGUUGCGUGCCAUACAAAAGGAGAAGGUUAGAAGGAUGGAGGCAGAAAACAGGAAGUCAAAAGAUGUGAUUACUGUCGAGGUGGAGAUGCAAGAAUCAAAAUGCAGUAGAGAAUCUCAAAUGUUACCAGUUGAUUCAGAAUUUCAGGAUUCAUAGUUAAUUUUGCUGAUGGGAUAUUAGGAAGUUCCAGAUGCAUGUGCUGAGUGUUUAUUGCGACUUUCUUGCUUGAGGGAGCUCUGACUAGUGUGCCAUCGUGAUGCCUGUAUAUGUAGUAACCAAAUCUUGAUAUCUAAGAGUUGCUAUGCAGAGCAUGACAUCUUCUAAUAGUUUAACAUAGCAUAUGUAGACUGAACUGACAUGUAAGUGGAGGGGAACUUGGACAUCUUGUCGUGAAAUCCAUAAACAUUAUGUAUUCUUGUGCGGCCAUACCGAUUCUUUCCUUUUGUACGCCCAGUUUAUUGUCACUGAAAAUUCUGCUACACCAGUACAUUUAUUAUGCAUUUUGAUUUGAUUC